AUGCUACCUAACGGCCCAGUCACUCCCGUCGGUCCGCUGGAUGAUAUAACCCAGGCCUUCGUUUCACGCGCUCUCCAUACUGCUUUCAUGUCAGACCCGCCCAUAGAUGUCUUCAUCUUGGCUAUAAUGGCUCUCUUUCGCGUUAUUGCUCUCGCAAACGGACAGAAUCUCGCAGCGUUUCCUGUACUCGUCAACGCGACAUCGCUCUUAAAUUUGGCCACGCUCCCGUUCUGCGGUUCACUGAAUUCCAGCACGUUUGCUGAGCUCAAUACGGGUAUCGACCUCAAUGCAAUCCGCACUGUUGUUACCUUUGGAGAUUCAUGGACUUCGACGGGCUCAAAUGGAACGAUACCAUUCCCGCCGAUUCUCCACCCGCCAUUGCCUUCUGCUGGUUCCCGGACCUCCCAGAAUCGUCGAGCAAGCAACGGCUUCAUGUGGAACGAGCGACUUGCUAUGGACCUCAACGCAAAGCUGCUCGAUUAUGCCUGGGGCGGUGCGGUCAUCGACAAUUUCGCGUAUAAUACGACAACACCGCUCAACAAGACAGCAGUUCAGCGCUCGGAUUUCGUUUCGCAAACCAAGUUAUUCUUCUUGCAAGGGAAGUUCUUGGAUUUGUUGUCGCCCGCUUCAACGUUGUAUUCGGUCGCCUUUGGUAUCAAAGGCUUUGAUAGCGAUGAUGGCCAGUACAAACUAGCGGGCGGGGAUAUCGAUUUGGCCAUUAACACCUAUACAACGAAACUCGCAGAACUGCAAAGUAACGGGGCUCGAAACAUCCUCAUUCAUGGCAUGUACACGUCCCAUCCGGAGACGGACCUCCUCCAAGCCGCGAUCUUCGACUACCUCCGCUCCGCACACAGCACGAACGGAACCGACUUCGCGUUUGUCGACCUGCAUACCCUUUUCGCCGCUAUCUCCACUGCGCCGGCGGACUUUGGGUACACGGGAAACGCAACGUGUUUGGUAAGCCCGAAUACAAUUGUCGGCGGAUGCGUGGAUCCAGAAAGGACUGUUUUCUAUAUUCCGGGUCAUCCGUCCAUGCAGACGCACGGGUUGAUAAACGACUAUACCCAGCGCGUGCUGAACGGGGUGUGUGGUUGCGUAGGCGCUUCGUGCAGGAAGGAAAGUUUCAUGGACCCGAACUUGGGAGCAUCAGCAUGUUGUGGCUUGAAACUCGAUACUCCUUGUGUUGUUCUAGCGCCAAAAUUUGCUCUCCAUAUGUCCGUCCUCAUGUCGGCGGUCACAUUCAAGUUCGCGCAGGCCUAUAUACUUCGUCUGGGUGUACCACACAGAAACGGGACGUGGUGGAAGCUUGACGUUGAAACUGUGUAG
This is a messenger RNA of Mycena indigotica, 1329 nucleotides long. RefSeq lists its product as uncharacterized. The record is from RefSeq and is a predicted model, not a curated record. The transcript is spliced from 10 exons. Bases 1 to 1329 code for a protein of 442 amino acids. NCBI's taxonomy places the organism in Eukaryota, Fungi, Basidiomycota, Agaricomycetes, Agaricales, Mycenaceae.